Messenger RNA from Chelonia mydas (Green sea turtle), 2314 nucleotides. RefSeq names its product pre-mRNA processing factor 38B (gene PRPF38B). Lineage: Eukaryota; Metazoa; Chordata; Testudines; Cheloniidae. The transcript is spliced from 6 exons. The coding region runs from base 312 to 1952 and encodes 546 amino acids. Gene Ontology annotation, cellular component: precatalytic spliceosome. The record is from RefSeq and is a predicted model, not a curated record.
UCUGCCCGCUGCGAAAAUUAGGGGCCCGGGGAGUCACUCGUGCCCCGGAGCAGAAAGGGGGCCCUAACUCUCAGCACAGGGAAACGGCGCCGUCCCAGCUCUCUCACAACCGAAGGCUCCUGGGGCCAUCGCGGCCGGGCGGGUGCGAUUGGUCGGCCGCGCGGUCGGUCCCGGAAGACGAAUUCGUCACUUCCGCAGGGCCCGCCAUCUUGUUGGCAGUUAGCGGAGACAGCCCCCGGCUCGGCCCCUCGCGUUUCGCUACAGCGAGUCAGUCCCCCGCCCCGGCCGGAGCACUGAGUCGCUGUGGCGCUAUGGCCAACAAUAGCCCCGCGUUAGGCGCCGGCAACUGCCAGCAGCAGCAGCAGGCGGCCCAGCACCAGGCCGGAUCCGUCCCGCCGGCCCAGCCGCCGCUACAGAGCGGGGCCCCCAAACCGGCGGCCUCGGGCAAGCAGGGCAACGUGCUGCCGCUGUGGGGGAACGAGAAGACCAUGAACCUGAAUCCCAUGAUCCUCACCAACAUCCUCUCCUCGCCCUACUUCAAGGUGCAGCUCUACGAGCUCAAGACCUACCACGAGGUGGUGGACGAGAUCUACUUCAAGGUUACACAUGUUGAACCAUGGGAGAAAGGGAGCAGAAAAACAGCAGGCCAGACAGGGAUGUGCGGAGGGGUGCGAGGUGUUGGAACUGGUGGAAUUGUGUCUACAGCUUUUUGCCUGCUUUACAAAUUAUUUACUCUGAAACUCACUCGUAAGCAAGUGAUGGGCCUCAUAACACACACAGAUUCUCCGUACAUUAGGGCUCUUGGAUUUAUGUAUAUUAGGUACACACAGCCUCCUACUGAUCUAUGGGACUGGUUUGAAUCGUUCCUUGAUGAUGAAGAGGACCUGGAUGUGAAGGCAGGUGGGGGUUGUGUUAUGACCAUUGGGGAGAUGCUUCGUUCCUUUCUUACUAAGCUCGAAUGGUUUUCAACAUUGUUUCCAAGAAUUCCUGUGCCAGUCCAGAAAAACAUUGAUCAGCAAAUAAAAACCAGACCUAGAAAAAUCAAGAAGGAUGCCAAGGAGGGAGUGGAAGAAAUAGAUCGACAUGCAGAGCGUAGACGUUCAAGGUCUCCAAGAAGGUCUGUGAGCCCCAGGAGGUCUCCUAGAAGAUCCAGAAGCAGAAGUCAUCAUCGGGAAGGUCAUGGAUCAUCUAGUUUUGAUAGAGAACUAGAAAGGGAGAGAGAACGGCAGAGAUUAGAACGUGAAGCUAAGGAGAAAGAAAAAGAAAGGCGAAGAUCACGAAGUACUGAUCGUGCAUUAGAGCGGAGGCGAAGCAGAAGCAGAGAGAGACACAGAAGCCGUAGUCGAAGUCGUGAUAGAAAGGGAGAUAGAAGAGACAGGGAUAGAGAGCGGGAGAAAGAAAAUGAACGAAGCAGGAAAAAAGAUAGAGACUAUGACAAGGAAAAGGGUAAUGAAAGAGAGAGAUCUAGGGAACGGUCAAAAGACAGGAAAAGUAAGGGUGAAAUAGAAGAGAAAAGACACAAAGAUGACAAGGAUGAAAAGAAGCACAGGGAUGAUAAGAGAGAUUCCAAAAAAGACAGAAAACAUAGUAGAAGUCGAAGCAGGGAGAGGAAGCAUAGGAGUAGGAGUAUAAGUAAGAAUACAGGUAAACACAGUAGAAGCAGGAGCAAGGAGAAAUUAAGUAAACAUAAAAAUGAAGGUAAAGAUAAAUCAAAUAAACGAAGUAGAAGUGGAAGCAGAGGAAGAACCGAUAGUGUUGAAAAGUCCAGAAAACGAGACCACAGUCCCAGCAAAGAGAGAUCCCGAAAGCGUAGUAGAAGCAAAGAACGAUCCCAUAAACAUGAUCACAGUGAUAGCAAGGACCAUUCAGACAAACAUGAUCAUCGAAGGAGCCAAAGUACAGAACGAGAGAGCCAAGAAAAGCAACAUAAAAACAAAGAUGAAACUGUGUGAACUCAGUGAAAAGUGGAUCACAUUGAAUCCUAUAAAUCUUUGAUUAAAUCCUGCUUAUUUUUUUCUUAAAGUUGAGAUUGUGCAGUAGUUGAGCACUCUUUUUUCAACCUCCCUCUAGGCUGCAGAUUGUCAUUUCCUAUGUUGGGUAGGGAAGUGCCUUUGUAAUCCCAUUUAAUGCAUUGAUGGUUUCAACCCAUGUGUUUAGUUUAAUUCAUAAUGCAAAGAUUGUUCUUGCGUUUUUAUUGUUCAAAUGUUUCUGAAAUGUACAGUCUGUACAUAUGUCCUGAAAAUGUUUUAAUUCCUUUGGCAUGGUUGCCAUGUUGGUUAAAUUUGUAUAAGGCAAUAAACUGCCACUAAUUCUA